AUGCAUGCAGCGGUCAUCAUGGGGCAUGCAUCGACAGUAGCGGAGAUUGUGAGUCACUUUGCAUCGCAGGUCGACGAAAAUGCAGCCCCAUACAGUCGUUUAUAUUUCGAUGACAAGCUAAAGAGCAGCCUUGGAGUGGUUUAUGAUACGAAACGUGCAUUAUUCCAAAAUGUUGAUGCUAGCGCUCGCGAAAUCAUGCUUUCGUUCCAGGAUAACGGUGAUGCUAAGGUGUUCAAUAUCAUGCACAAUUCAUAUCCGUCCAUAAUAUACGGGAGCGAUGAGGGACGUCUAAUGCUAAAUUACCUGGGCAACUAUAUUGGCAAAGCGUGGUCUGCUGAGAGUGGUUGCCAGCGAUCGGGCUGCACCAUCGAUUCAAGCUUGUUGGUUAGCUAA
Gongylonema pulchrum is the source of this 393-nucleotide messenger RNA. The record is from the annotation of a GenBank genome assembly. NCBI's taxonomy places the organism in Eukaryota, Metazoa, Nematoda, Chromadorea, Rhabditida, Gongylonematidae.